Messenger RNA from Melanotaenia boesemani (Boeseman's rainbowfish), 1562 nucleotides. RefSeq names its product GATA-binding factor 2-like. Lineage: Eukaryota; Metazoa; Chordata; Actinopteri; Atheriniformes; Melanotaeniidae. Gene Ontology annotation, biological process: negative regulation of transcription by RNA polymerase II; cell fate commitment; positive regulation of transcription by RNA polymerase II. Gene Ontology annotation, molecular function: DNA-binding transcription factor activity, RNA polymerase II-specific; zinc ion binding; RNA polymerase II cis-regulatory region sequence-specific DNA binding. Bases 241 to 1059 code for a protein of 272 amino acids. The record is from RefSeq and is a predicted model, not a curated record. The transcript is spliced from 5 exons.
UCAGUUUAUAAUAAAGAAACAAAAACCAGAAAAAAACGGGUUGAAAACUUUUACAAGCUGCUGGAAAAGCCGAAGGAAGCAGCUCAGAGUUUGUAGGAGGAGCUUAAACAUCCUCCUCCUCCUCAGAUGAAGGUUUCCUCCACACUGAGCAUCACACCAGAAAACUUUUACUCUGCAGCAGCUGAAUCAGAGAUCCUCUGAGCGGACGGAGCUCUCACUCUGCCUCCUUUCGCUCUGACCAUGUCUGCUCCCUGGCCGUCUCCUGAUUGGUCCUCAGCUGCUCCGAACAGCAGAACCGAAACAUCGUCAGGCUCCAACGCGAAGUUUGGCUCCUCCCCUUUAGAUGCCCUCCUCCAAUCACCUUGUAGUGAAGCCAGCCCCCAGUUCCUCAGCCGUCCCCCCUGGUUGGACCACCUCAGCUCUGCUAACAGCUCUCCUGCUUUGUCCUCAUCCUUAUAUGGGCAUCUCACUCUGACUCCGCCUCCCAUCUCUGUCCUGCCCUCAGCAACUAGAUGGAACACUUCAACUCCGCCCCCUUCCUGUUCAGGGGGUUGGACUCCACCUGACAGUGUGUAUUCAGGGUUUUGUUGUUCACCAGGGUGGCGUGUGUGUGUGAGCUGUGGGGUGAAGAGCUCCCCCCUAUGGAGGAGAGAUGCUUCAGGUCAACACCUGUGUAACACCUGCAGCCUCCAACAGGAAGACAGCAACAACACACCACUGCUGAGACAGAGAAGAAGAACCACGAUGAAAAAAUCUCAGUGUGUGAACUGUGAGACCAAAACAACAAGUCUGUGGAGGAAGAACAAGGACGGACAGUCGGUCUGCAACGCAUGUGGGCUGUACUACAGACUACACCAGGUGCAGCGACCUCUGACCUUGAAGAAGGAUGGAGUCCGCACCAGAAACCGUAAAGUGAACAAGAAUAAGAAGAGAACCAGCCAAUCAGAGAGCAGGUUUUCCUGGCUAGCCCCUCCCAGUCAGGAUGCCACCUUUUCUUCCUUUGUUCAGCAGCAUCCUCCUCCCUUCUCCUCCUCCUCCUCCUCCUCCUCUCUUCAGUAAUCUGUGGUAAUGUCAGCUGCUUUUAAUGGAACUAUUUGUUGUGUUUGAGUGGAUGGAUACGUACCUCUGAGAUGAUGAUUUUCUGCCUCAUCGUCAGAUGCCACAGGAAGAAGAGGAGGAAGGGGACCAGGGACCUCAUGUACAAAGAUGUAUGCGCAAAAAUGUGGUAUACACUGGCAAAGUUCAGAUGUAUGAAGAGUGAAAUGACCAUGGAAAUGUGUGGCGCCUCACGCCAUCUUCAUGGCUGGUGUACGCACAUUUCUACAGCUGUUAAUGCUUUGGUGAUAAGAGUGGCUACAGAAACACCAUUGUGGUAACUGGUGUAGUCUGUAGUACAGUAGUAGUACCUGGUGUAGUCUGUAGCAGUAGUACCUGGUAUAGUCGGUAGUACAGCCCGCAGGCAUUGCAGACCGACUGUCAGUCCUUGUUCUUCCUCCACAGAAUCGUUGUUUUGGUUUCACAGUUCACACACUUUUUUUCAUCGUCUAGAAACAGUCCAAGAA